Molecule: messenger RNA, 3770 nt
Organism: Seminavis robusta
Lineage: Eukaryota; Bacillariophyta; Bacillariophyceae; Naviculales; Naviculaceae
Source: the annotation of a GenBank genome assembly
GAGAGAGGAGAUGAACCUGUAGUUCCUCUUUGCACAAGGUCAAAAGUGAUGCCCACAUGCACAGCAAGAAGUAUGGUACCUUCAGCCAAGUACUAGCUAGUGGUACAUGUAUUUGAGAGGAAAGCAGGAAGCGGGCUACGCGUAGAAAGGCCUUGGAGGCAGGCGACUGGCCUGGUCCAUGAUGAGAAUUUGCAUUCUUUUGCCUUGGAAUAGGUCGCCUUUGCUCCUACAUCAAAGUAUUGGCCUAAUGUAUUGCCCUCGAUGUUUCAUAGCGGCUUAUCGAAGCACCCAAGCCUAUGAGAUGGGUGUGUCUACUGUCGAACAACGUAACCCAGUCUACAAAGAAAUCGGAACCAUCAUUUCGCUCCAGUCAGACGCAGCCAAAUGUCAGGAGCCCGAGAUCGUCUUGCUCGUUUUCUACUUGGCGCAGCCAGACUAUCUAUCCGAAAGUGUGGGAUCGACUUGGCUGGCUACUCGGCACUACUCAUACUACGUAUUCCAUAUAGAGCAAGGGUCGUGUCAAGUAUGCCAAAGAUUGAGUAGCUACAGGUUAGUUUCCUUGCUUUCAUCGGCCAUUUUGAUGGCCUCAAUGACUUCGAUGGCCUUUGCGGUUUGGUCAUGGUUUCAAAAAAUUGCAGUGGUUGGUAAAGGGCCUCUAUUCCCUCUUGCAAGGGCAUCUCUUUCAACGUUCCUGGCCUGGUACUCAUUGUGUUUUUAAUAGCUCAUGCACAAGCUGCCAUGGACGAAAACCAACGGUACAGUACUUCUUCAAUCAAAGGGUCAACCCCGUGCGUCGAGCAGAAACAGAGAUUUAUGGCCCACGUGUUUUGGAGGCACGCUGACGGUGAAAGUACAAGCUUUCAGCGUGAAGCGAGAAGAUCUUUUGACACACACUUCGAGAGAAGCUUCGGCGGACAAAGCUUCAGUCUACCGCGGCAUGUCCUGAUACCAGUAGCAUCCUUGCAUACUAAUAUAUCGUCUGCAACGGAAUAGGAUGUGGCCCAUGAUGUUUAUCUCAGGGUGUCUUGGCAAUGGUUUCUUUGUUCAACUUCGGCAAUCCAAAAAAAGUUGCACAUGCAAUUGUGAGAAUCAACUUUGGUCGCCAUGAGAAAAUGCCAAGUUUAGAGGUGAAGGAAUACGCUGCGUGGUGUUCUGGUACAUCGUACUACUAGCUCCAAAGCCUCCUUUCUGUUGUCACAAUUUUGCUCGCCACAAGCACUAUUCCACCAUGACACAACAGCAGCACAAGCCUAAUCUAGUUUAUGUGAACCAAAGAUAUUCGGCAACUGUCGAGAUGCGGGGGCCCAUGCUCAGUCCGACUUUCAUCAGCUCGAAAGAGUCUCACAAUUCCAACCCGGAGAGCCUCUUCUUUGCAACCUGAUCUCGACCCAUCCUUACUCUCUUUCCACUGGCAACAUACCAAGAUGAAAUCGUUCAUUACUGGCUCCGCACUCUUCAGUUGGCUCUUGCUCGCCGCCGAGAUGACUCUCGUUUACUCUUCCGGUCUGCGAGGGCAGGACAAAGCAAUGCCUGACGAAACUCAGUCCCAACGAUUCCUCAUGGGAAAUUCUGAUCCAAGUCGGCCCUUGCUUCUCAAGGCGGGUGAACCAGGUUCCUUGGGAACGCUGGAUUUGGAUCAACCAACUCUGCUUAGCCCUUCCUUCCAGGCCAGCUUGGCGGCCCAACUUGGAGGCUCGGGUCGUGAGCUUUUAGUCGAAAAGUCCAGGAACACCGACAAUGACGGCCGUCUCCAUGUUCGCUUCUACCAAGAAGUGCAGGGUCUGAGAGUAGAAGGAGCCUCUUUGGUCAUUCACGCAGACGAAGAUGGAACCAUUGACUCGGUCAAUGGUGAAUUUGUACGUGUCGACGAAGACAAAGAAACCAUGCUUGCAUCCAUGGUGAAUGGGGCUUCGUCGACGCAAUCCAAUGCCGAUUAUCUCCUGAACCAAGCAGUCGAAGAAGCCGGCGUGCAACGUGGUGAAUGGGUGGGCGACAAGCCAACGCUGACGGUCGUCAGACGUCCACAAGAUGGUUCUGCUUGUGUUGCCUUUAGGAGAUUGUACCAGUACAUGGCUCAUGAUGGCAACGACAGUGGUUUGUCCGUCCAUGCCGACAUGAUCUUUGCCGAUGCCACAUCAGGUCCCUCCUCUGACGGGAAAGGAGUCUUUGAUGGACUCUUUUCGGAGGGCGUGGAUGCCAAUGUGAAACCAAUGCCCAAGCUUUGUGCGAGUCUUCCCAUGAUCUUGGGAUCGGGCAUCCCUACCAUGGAAACCUACGAUUGUCAAGAGAGCUACGGAGACAACUGUGUUCUAGUUUCAGAAAACCCCGGUCCCAUCCUCACUGGAGAUGUUGCAUUGGAUGCCGCCCAUAACAAUGCUUACCUCACUUACCAGUACUUUUGGGAUGGUUUUGGCCGCGACUCGAUGGAUGGUGCUGGUAUGCCACUCAUUUCUCGAGUCCACUAUGGUGUCGACUACAACAAUGCGUUCUGGGAUGGAACACGCAUGACUUAUGGAGAUGGUGAUGGAGUGAUCUUCAUUCCUUUGUCGCAAGGAUUGGAUGUGGUUGCUCACGAGCUCACCCAUGGGCUGACCACCUCGACGUCCAACCUUGUGUAUCGUGGAGAGUCUGGUGCCUUGAAUGAAGCCAUGUCAGAUAUCUUUGCUGCCUUGGUCGAGCACGAGAAUGGGUAUCCGGAUGAAGAUGUGUGGAAGUUAGGUGAAGCCGUCUAUACAUUUCACAUUCCCGGCGAUGCCCUCCGUAGCCUCUCUGAUCCACAACUGUACGGUGAUUAUGAUUUCUAUCCCACGCGUUACGUAGGCAAUGCGGACAACGGCGGUGUCCAUUGGAAUUCGGGCAUUGCCAAUUUGGCCUUCUAUCUGUUGGUGAACGGUGGAACACACCCUCGUGGAGCAACCGACAUUGUUGUUCCCAAGAUUGGAUGGGUGAACGCAGCUUACAUUUUCUACCACGCCAACGUCAAUUGCCUCACUCCAAGUUCAAAUUUUUGGAUGGCACGUGUCUGUACGGCCGAGAUCUUUGGUGGGCACUACAAGGAUGCUGUUCACAAGGCGUGGGAUGCCGUGGGCGUUCCCCAUGACCCACCCGUCAUCUACUGGCUAAUCAGUGGCGUUCAGAUCAAAGGACAGGAAGGAGCAAAUUGGGAAACCCUUCGCUACAUGCUUGGACCGAUUCAACAAGGUGACAGGGUGGCGUGUACCACUUCGGCAAACAAUGGCGACGCAGAUCUUUACGUCAGAUUCGGCCUUCCUGCUGAAGUGAACCCCGCCAGUGUCGAGAAUGCAUGCUACAGCUACCGCUAUGGCUCUUACGAAUCUUGUACCACUGGUCCGGUCCAGACUCCAGUUACCACGGUUCAUGUGGCAAUCCACGCUUGGGAAUCUUUCAGCAAUUUGUCGCUUGUAUGCGAAGUCAUUCCAGCCCCCACGCCGCCACCACCAGCCCCCCCUGCCUCGGACACUCCCGCUGAUGAUGCAUCGGACACUCCCGCUGGUGAUCCCUAGGUUUGCAUGCUACCAGGAACUUUUGAAAGCCCACAAAAGUAAUGGCAAAGGACCAGAGUUCACAACUGCGAAGCGGCUUUGUAGUGAUUCGUUCAAAUUAUGGAGGUCAUGGAACGAUACGAUGUGUUGAAAGUCCCCAUCGACUUCCCGGUGGAUAUACCGUAUGACCAGCCAUACGGCCACAUCUUUAGCUUUGGAUAGAAGGAUAACUGAUUUAUUAAUGAAAAUAUGAUAUGCACUGAGAAA